AAACAACUCGAGCUAUACUAUGUCCAUGUCAGGACGUUGUGCAGGGGUGGAGAUAUCAGAAAAAUCAUAAACAUGACACUGAUAUCGUUUGCAGUAGAGUCACUUGGUUCGGAUGAGCGUGAUCUUCACUCAGCAGGGAUCAAGAUCUUACACAGCUUGAUACAUACACAAUUACAUGAUUACAGCAGAGAGCAAGCACUUUCCAGAAUUCAAAAUUCACCUGAUGUGAUUGAACACUUGUUCAAGGUGAUCACACGGACCAGGAUAGAAGAUAGACCAGAAAGAGCUAGGGCUACCCUGAUCAUCGCUAAGCUCGCUGGUAAUCUUUGUGUUUCUGGAUUCCCAUAUGCGAUGCAUUCACUCCGCUCCUUACUUGAAACUAGUGAUGAAGAUGCUAUUGUGACAGAAGAAAGUAAUAAUAUUGAUGUAAAUUUGGUUUUGAAAGGAUUGGAAAUUCUCCAGCAGCUGGCAUGUAACACGUGCAACUUCACAGCAAUAUCCAAUGCAGAUGAGAUCAUGCUGAAGAUCACAAAAUUCACGCGGUACAAUCCUGCCAUGACUGCUAUCGACUUUGAAAAGGCUAGGAAUUCACUACAACUGCUUAGCAGACUUGCAGGGAAUAUUGGCAAACAAGGGGCCAUGAUACGUCAGGUGAUCUCCAAUAAUGUCUUUCUUCUGUCAAAGAUCAGAGAGAUACUAUUGCAAGAUCCUACAAAUGAUCAACAAUUGGAGGGACUUCAGAGCCUAGCUGUAAAAAUAAUUGAAAGCUUUGCUCUGGACAGUAAGGCAGGAACAUGUAAAACCAUCACAGGAAUUCUUACUUUGCUGCUGGAUAUUUUCUCCGAGUCACUGCCACCGGUUAGUGAUCUCGGGUUGAAUGCUGGCAAAGCACUGGGAAAACCGAGCAGCGGCACCCACACCCAUGGCAACGUCGCCGGCGGUGCUCACCCAGCCAUUAGUGUCGAAUGCCUGAGUACGGACCGACUCUCGAUUCGCUGGAGGGAGAGAGAUUGUCAGAUUGGGGAUUCGCUCGGAGGAGGAUUCCGUCGGCGGUUGGCCGGCGUUGUCCGUGAUUUGGGGAAUUUUUUUUUUUUUGAGAGAGGACGAUUUGGGGAUUGGAAGAUGACAUUGGGGCUGCGGCGGCUUGCUCGGCGGCGCACUGGGGACGCGGCGGCACUGGGGGCCGAGGUGGCUCACCUGCGCAGGAAGAAGGAAGAAGAAGAGGAUAAGAAAUUGUUGAGUGGCUGACAUGUACUCUUAGGUCAG
This is a messenger RNA of Brachypodium distachyon (stiff brome), 1266 nucleotides long. RefSeq lists its product as uncharacterized. Bases 73 to 1248 code for a protein of 391 amino acids. The record is from RefSeq and is a predicted model, not a curated record. The transcript has 2 exons. NCBI's taxonomy places the organism in Eukaryota, Viridiplantae, Streptophyta, Magnoliopsida, Poales, Poaceae.